AUGGUGUUUCAUUGCCGAUGUUUCUCCUUCUCUUUCCAAGAAGACGAAGAGAUCGAAUAUGAAACCAGAACUCAAACAAAAUCGACUUCCACUCACGACUAUUAUACUGCUUCUUCGGAUUUGAAUCGGACCAUUUCCGAUUUUCAUGCGAAGCCAUCAGGAUUCCCAAACUUGACCAAGAAACCAAACAAUUUGAGGGUUUUCACAUUCGCUGAGCUCAAAGCAGCUACUAAUAACUUUGAUAUUGCUUGGAAUAUAGGAGAGGGUGGAUUUGGAUGUGUAUACAAGGGUGUGAUUCAGAAUUUGGAACAUCCUUUUGAUGAGAUUCAGGUCGCUGUGAAGUAUGCCAAAGGAUUAAUGAAGGGGCACAGAGAGUGGUUAACCGAGGUUAAUGUUCUUGGGGUGGUUAUGCAUCCAAAUCUUGUGAAACUAGUAGGUUACUGUGCGGAAGACACAGAAAAAGGAAUGCAACUGUUUUUAGUAUACGAAUACAUGCCUAAUGGAAGCCUGAAGGAUCAUCUAUCUACAAGAUCACAAACACCUCUCUCAUGGAGCAUGAGACUGAAAGUGGCUCAAGAUGCUGCUUGUGGCUUAGCGUAUCUACAUGAAGAAAUGGAUUCUGAGAUUAUUUUCAGGGAUUUCAAAUCCUCCAACAUCCUUCUAGAUGAUCAAUGGAAUGCUAAGCUUUCCGAUUUUGGUGUGGCUCGAAUAGGUCCUCAAGAAGGACGCACUCAUAUCUCAACCAUAUUUCAAGGAACCGUGUUAUAUGCGGCUCCAGAGUACAUUGAAUCAGGGUAUUUGUCAUCCAAAAGUGACGUAUGGAGCUACGGGGUCUUUCUAUAUGAACUUAUCACGGGUAGGCGUCCAUUGGAUAAGAAUCUACCUCAAGGUGAACAGAAGCUUCUAGAAUGGGUAGGACGCUACACAAACUCCAAAAGCCUCCACCAUAUCAUUGAUCCGAGACUUGAAGGUACAUGCUCAUUGAAGUCCGUACAGGCUUUGGUCAACAUUGCGAAUCUUUGCUUGCAAAAACACCCGAGAUCAAGGCCAAAGAUGAGUGAGGUUUUAGGAUUGGUUAAUGCAUUGAUUGGGGCUCUAUCACAAACAACAAGUCCUGUGCGACCUCCUGUCCAGAUGAUUCAGGUUAAUUGUAAGGAGGUUGUUACCAUGGAUGACAAGACUCAAGAGUACACGAGAGAUGAAGGAGAGAGAGUUUCGAUUGAUAUCCAACUUAUAGAGACUUCUAUCGUUCCUCCUAUACCCCAAUCGAAGCCAGUGAAAUCUUUGAUUACAAAGAAGUGGUGUUGUGUAUCGUAG
This is a messenger RNA of Lactuca virosa, 1317 nucleotides long. NCBI's taxonomy places the organism in Eukaryota, Viridiplantae, Streptophyta, Magnoliopsida, Asterales, Asteraceae. The record is from the annotation of a GenBank genome assembly.